Molecule: messenger RNA, 1068 nt
Organism: Fusarium redolens
Lineage: Eukaryota; Fungi; Ascomycota; Sordariomycetes; Hypocreales; Nectriaceae
Exons: 2
Coding region: 1-1068 (355 amino acids)
Biological process (GO): NADPH regeneration
Cellular component (GO): cytoplasm
Molecular function (GO): nucleotide binding; oxidoreductase activity
Source: RefSeq, a predicted model, not a curated record
AUGGCACCUCAGAAGCUCAAGAUCGCUGCUGCUGGCCUCGGCCGCAUGGGCAAGCGACAUGCCAUCAACUUCCUCAACAGAACACCCCGCGCUGAGCUCGUCGCUGCCUUCACUCCCGACCCUACGGAGAUGGCCUGGGCCAAGGUCAACCUAGAGCCUCACGGAGUAACCCUCUACGAUGACUAUCAGAAGAUGAUCGAGCAAGAGGGUCUCCAAGCUGUUGUCAUUGGUACUGCUACCUCUGUCCAUGCCGAGGAGGCUAUCCAGGCCAUGCAGAAGGACCUCCACGUUUUGUGCGAGAAGCCUCUGUCCACCAGCAUCGAUGUGUGCCGUCAAGUCGUUGCCGAAGCCAAGAAGCGACCUCACCUUAAGGUCAUGUGUGGCUUUUCCCGCCGAUUCGACGAGUCCUAUCGCGAUGCCUUCAAUAAGACCCAGCAGGGUGCUAUCGGCCGACCUACAAUCAUCCGCAGUCAGACUUGCGAUAAGCACGACCCUUCGGGCUUUUUCGUUGAGUAUGCCGCCUGGUCUGGUGGUGUAUUUGUCGAUAUGUCUGUGCAUGACAUUGACCUGACGCUCUGGUUUUUUGGAGAUGAAGUUAUCCCCAAGAGCGUUUCUGCCCAUGGUGUACGCGCUGUCCAGCCUGACCUGGGCAAGUAUAACGAUUAUGAUAACGCUGUUGGAAUUGUCGAGUUCUGGGGCGGCAAGAUCGCCUACUACUACUGUUCACGAAUGAUGGCCCACGGACAAGAGGAUACCACGGAGGUAAUUGGAACUGAGGGUAAACUUACUGUUAAUGGGAACCCUCAGUCUAACCUUGUCAACUAUUACCACUCUGGCGGCAUCACCCGCGAGGUGCCCGCUCACUAUUACGGACGCUUUGAGAUGGCAUUCGUCCAAGAGUCCAUCGAAUUUGCCGAGGCCUGUCUCGAUAACAAGCCUCUACCGCUCAAGCUGACAAACGCUGUGAGGGCCGUUGAGAUUGGUGCUGCUCUGCAGGAGGCACUUGUCAGUGGAAAGCAGAUCAGGUUCGAUGAGAUUGGACGUCGCAUUGAGGAGCCCAAGCUGUAA